Cavia porcellus (domestic guinea pig) is the source of this 1384-nucleotide messenger RNA. RefSeq names its product keratin 19 (gene Krt19). Gene Ontology annotation, molecular function: structural molecule activity. Gene Ontology annotation, cellular component: cytoskeleton. Bases 63 to 1256 code for a protein of 397 amino acids. Gene Ontology annotation, biological process: intermediate filament organization; epithelial cell differentiation. The record is from RefSeq and is a predicted model, not a curated record. The transcript is spliced from 6 exons. NCBI's taxonomy places the organism in Eukaryota, Metazoa, Chordata, Mammalia, Rodentia, Caviidae.
CCACUCCUGCUGCGCAGCUCUGGUCUCAAUCUCUCGCUUGCGUCCUCCGCUCGCUGCUCGCCAUGACUUCCUACAGCUACCGCCAGUCCUCGGUCUCUUCGUCCCUCGGGGGCCUGGGCGGCGGCUCCGGGCGCUACGGGGUCGCUUUGCGUGCGCCCAGCAUCCACGGUGGCUCCGGGGGCCGCGGAGUGUCCAUGUCCUCUGCGCGCUUUGUGUCCUCGAGCUCGGGGGGCUACGGGGGUGGCUUUGUGGGCGGGAUGGCCGGGCCGGAUGCGCUGCUGAGCGGCAAUGAGAAGGUGACCAUGCAGAACCUCAACGACCGCCUGGCGUCCUACCUGGACAAGGUGCGCGCGCUGGAGGCCGCCAAUGGCGACCUGGAGGUGAAGAUUCGGGACUGGUACCAGAAGCAAGGCCCCGGCCCGUCUCGUGACUACAGCCACUACUACCAGACCAUCCAGGACCUGCGCGACAAGAUUCUUGGAGCCACCAUCGAGAACUCCAAGAUUGUCCUGCAGAUCGAUAAUGCCCGUCUGGCUGCCGAUGACUUCCGGACCAAGUUUGAGACAGAGCAGGCCAUGCGCCUGAGUGUGGAGGCGGACAUCAACGGGCUGCGCAGGGUGCUGGACGAGCUGACCCUGGCCAGGACCGACCUGGAGAUGCAGAUCGAGGGCCUGAAGGAGGAGCUGGCCUACCUGAAGAAGAACCACGAGGAGGAAGUCAAUGCUCUGCGGAGCCAGGUGGGUGGCCAGGUCAAUGUGGAGGUGGAUUCCGUCCCGGGCACCGACCUGGCCAAGAUCCUGAGUGACAUGAGGAGCCAGUACGAAGUCAUGGCCGAGAAGAACAGGAAGGACGCGGAGGCCUGGUUCACCAGCCGGUCUGAGGAGCUGACCCGGGAGGUUGCAGUUCACACGGAACAGCUGGAGGCAGGCAAGACCGAGGUGACCGACCUGCGACGCUCGAUGCAGAGCCUGGAGAUUGAGCUGCAGUCCCAGCUCAGCAUGAAAGCCGCCCUGGAGGGCACCCUGGCGGAGACCGAGGCGCGGUUUGGGGCCCAGCUGGCGCAGAUCCAGGCCCUCAUCAGCAGCAUUGAGGCACAGCUGAGCGAUGUCCGUGCCGACACCGAGCGCCAGAACCUGGAGUACCAGCAGCUCAUGGGCAUCAAGUCUCGGCUGGAGCAGGAGAUCGCCACCUACCGCAGCCUGCUUGAGGGCCAGGAAGCUCACUACAACAACCUGCCCGGCCCCAAGGUCCUUUGAGUGACCGGCGCCUGGCCUGGGCCUCCGUCCUCCUGCAGAAUGUGGUCCUGGGCACCCAGAAGGGUGUGCCCUGAACCACACCCCGUCCCAUCCCGCCCCUAAUAAAACUCAAUGGCCCAAGGAGGAAA